This is a messenger RNA of Entelurus aequoreus (snake pipefish), 1258 nucleotides long. Its product is annotated as peptide YY-like. Gene Ontology annotation, biological process: negative regulation of translation; negative regulation of ribosome biogenesis; feeding behavior. Gene Ontology annotation, molecular function: neuropeptide Y receptor binding; neuropeptide hormone activity; ribosomal large subunit binding. Bases 247 to 831 code for a protein of 194 amino acids. The record is from RefSeq and is a predicted model, not a curated record. The transcript has 4 exons. Gene Ontology annotation, cellular component: mitochondrion; extracellular region. Lineage: Eukaryota; Metazoa; Chordata; Actinopteri; Syngnathiformes; Syngnathidae.
CGGUAGAAUGGAUGGAUGGAUGGACGGAUGUAAUGAUUUGAAUUUCCGGGUAUGGCUUCCGGGUCAUCAUCAGAAUCUAAUCGCUAGGAGGCGAUAUGCAUCUGCGUGCGCAUCUACUGUGUCACUCAUCAGACGAAGAAGAAAUGAGAGCCAAUCACAAUCUAAGAUGCUUUGCUACUUCCGGUUUCCAGACCUUGGCGUUGCUCGUUGAAGGUGUCGUCCACCGAAUUGUAUUUAUUCAUAAUAAUGAACAUUUUUACACGCAUAAACGCACUAUUAUGUCAAAGUAGAGUAUUACUAGAACACACUAGUGUCUUAACCAGAGUAUGUUCUGGCCAUAAAGUUCUUACCCGACAUGUUAGUACUAAUUUAGCCUCACGUCCGCUAAUACAUCGCACAUCUGUUUGUCAUAUUUUGAGCAAAAGAUGUUUUUCGGACGUCGACGUCGGGAGAAGCAACUCGACGACGAGCACUGACGUUAUCCCAGAUGAAUCACGGAAGCCGGAUAGCGACUUUAAUGACAACCGUCACCUGAGCCAAAGAUUCACUGCUGGGAUGUCUUUGGUUGUCCUUCUGUGCCUGCUGGCUUGUGUUCACUCGGGCAUUCAAGCAUAUCCACGCAAGCCUGUCAGCCCCAAAGAAGGAGCACCACCUGAGGAGCUUGCUAAAUACUACAGUGCACUCAGACACUACAUCAACCUCAUCACAAGGCAGAGGUACGGGAAAAGAGACAGUCCAGACACACUGUUUUCUGAUUUUUUUGUAAAGGAGAGCACAGAGAGUAUCCCUGGAUCCAAUUAUGGCAGGUAUGAUGAAUUGCCCAUCUGGUGAUGAUGAUGAUGAUGAUGAUGAUGAUGAUGAUGAUGAUGAUGAUGAUGCUGAUGCUGGAGUUGCCUUAACUUUUAAUUUGUGGCUAAUAAAUGGACCUAUGUUGCAUGUGAUAUAUACUGUAUGUUGUGUUAUUUAGGUACAAAAUAUUGUAUAUGUCUAUCAACGUCUUCUGCUUAUGUGGUGUUCCUUACUAAACAGUGCUCUCUAGCGGUGAACACCGGUACAAACUUAUUUUGGUAUCGUGUGACUUGUGAUGAUUGGGACAAGAGAAAAUAUUACCUAUAUUUUGAGGAAGAAUAAGUGCGUUUAUUUUAUAUUGCUAUUAUUUUCUAAAAAUCUGUGAAUAUGUUUAAUAACUGUCUCUGUGUACUUUUUUAUUGUCAUUUUUAGUGUCUUUGUCAAGGAGGUUCCUGUUUAAAUAAAAGUG